AUGGAGGUGAUUCAAAAAUCUCGAAAACGCAACCACACAUCUCCACCCCCCUCAUCCACAUUCACCCGCAGCAAAGCCCAUAGUCUCUUACACCGGAGCCGCUCCGGUCAGAUCCGCCACGAUCCCAUCCGGAGUAAGGCGGAACCACAUCCCGUUCCAGUUCCGGUUCCAUCACAAGAGGAACUCUAUCACGUUCCCGUUCAUUUUGCUGGAAACAAUGCAUCGGAAAAAAUUUCCGAAUCGGAGUACAAAUCUCUCGUUCAGGAUAUUUGUAAGGAAUGUUGCGAAUCGGAUUCGGAAGACAAAGAUCUCGUUAAGGAUCUUUGCAAGAAAGCGAAGGUUGACGACGGGGACCUAGCUUGUGCUACGGCGAAGGAUCUUCGCACGAGGCGAGUUUAUUCGUUUUUGUCUAGUGCUGGUGUUUGCUCCGAUCGGAUCGGAAGCGCGUUGUCCAAUGAAAGUACCGUUGAUUCGGAUCGGGAAGCAGCUGAGUUAGGGUUUGAAUCACCGUUCGCUGAUAACGGCGAUGGAAGGAUCUCACUGACUGAGGUACCUGUUUUAGGGCUUUCAUGUAUACCUCGGGAUUUCAACCGGGGAACCACUGAAUCGUCCUAUGAAAGUCCGAAAUUGAAAGUUAAAAAGCAAAUUGAUGAAAAAAAUGAUGACUAUUGUUUGGAGAAAAAUGAUGAUUUGGGUGAAGAACCAGUACAAACGACUCCACCUGAUGCUGUUAUAAGUAUUAAUUUGGAAGUUAAGGGAGAUGCGAGGAAAACUGAAGAGGGUUUUUCUGGUACCAAAGAUUGCCACCAGUUUAAUAGUCAUGCUGUCAAGAGCAAAUCUGUACUCAAACCACGAUUACCUGGGAAAUUGUUCAAAGCACCAGGUUCAGUUAACUACAGAAGGCUAAUGGAGAUUAUGGGAGAUGAUUUCGGUAUGCCGAAUUCAGGCCAUUGCUUCAAAGAUAAGAAGGUUAUGGAUGCACAGGGGUUUGAAUUUCCCUUGUCAUCUGAUAAUCACGAAGUUUCUAAACCUGAAACUAAUGGCACCGUGCUUGAUACUAAUGGCCCAAAACUUACACCUUUACCAAUGCAAUUAGAUAUUGCAAAAGUGAAUGGUUUUCUUGGUGCUAGAGAUUCUAUACCAACAACCCACAAUGCUGAGAUAUAUGAUACUUCAGUGCUCAAUGUAGACCAAACAGAGAGCAUGGUGAAGGUUGUCUGCCCCAAAGCUGACAAGAGGAAUGAACCUCUUAAGAGUAAACAUGUGCAUAUACCUUAUUUGCACGGGAAGCUGAUAAAAACUCCAGGUUCAGUCAAUUAUAGGAGGUUGCUUCCAUUUAUGAAGAAUCUUACUAAAGAAGACUCUGGAACAUCAACAUUUGGUGACAAGACACACGAUGAAGCUUCUACUUACAUCCAAAUGACAGUCAAUGGCCCAAUGCAAGACAAAGUUGACUCUAAUGCUUUGGCAAACACCAUAUUGGUUAGUCCUGCUAAUAUGAUAACUCAUGGCAACCUUCCAGAAUUGACAUCUUCCCAAGACUUGCCGAUGCAGUUAGAUGCAAAAGUAAUAGUCCACGAGUGCUUACCUGAAUCCAAUGUUCAGGAACACUCUGAGAAGGCUGCAAUAACUUCAAAAGAUGAGUGCUUGAGUGAAUCAAAGACUGAUCCUUGUUCAGUAAUGAUGGAUUUUCACUGUGCUAAGAUUGUCGCUGGUGCUGCUAACCAUGCUGGCUUUAAUCAAGUGCCCACAACUACAUCUGAACAAUCCUUUAGUGAGUCACAACCCAAAGACCAAAAUAUGUUUAAUAUUAGUGAUGAUAAGCAUCAUUCAAGUGAAGAACAAGGAUUCUCUAUUGGUUUUGAUAAAAGUAUGGAGUUAGUGAAUCUGGAGAAGUGGGAAUCUAAUAGCAGCUGUCCUCCUGAAGGCCAGAGUCUACAUCAAUUGGAUCAUAAUAUGCCAGAUGUGGAGAACAAAAUGAGCAGCCAUGCAAUUAGCAAAAAUGAUGAUGAUGUGGUUUUAAGUUGUGUCAGUUUCUCAAAUGAAGAACCUAGGCCACCAUCAGAGAAGGUUAUCUCUGAUAAACCAGAGUUACCAGACAUUGCAGAGGGGAAUGAAGCAAACACCCGUGCAAUUAGGAAGUUUGAUGAUGCGGUGGUUUUUGGAUGUGUCAACAUCUCAAAUGAAGAACCUAGGCCACCAUCAGAGAAGGUUGUCUCUGAUAAACCAGAGUUACCAAACAUUGCAGCACAUGGGGGUGACAUAGCAGGAAGUCUACUGAAUGGCCUGGUUUAUGCCUCAAAGAUGCCUUCAAAAGGAAGCAAUAACAAAAGUGCUAUUUCUGUUGGCGAGAGUGAAAAUGGAUCUGAACCCAAGACCACACUGUCAUUUGAACAGGUUUUAAAUCGUUGUCCACGAACAAAGUUGUUCAAACAUGCUGGGUCUUUAAACUACAAAAGAUUGCUUCCAAUUUUCUUGGAAACUGUGAAGUCUAAUUCCUGUGCUUCAAAUAAUGAACAUCAUCCAAAAGUUCAGAAGCUGUUGGAUCAUACUCCAGCUGUUCCAAUUUCAGAUUCAAACCUGUUAGUAGAUCCGGUAAGUGCUUCAAAUGACUGUGUUCCUGUGGACGAUAGUACAUGCCAUUCUGGUGCUCAGAAAGAAACAGACUUGCAAGCCUGUGACUUAAAUAAUGAUAGUUCAAGCCCAAGAUCUCAACUGCCAGAUAAACAGAUCGUAUCAAAUGGACUCGAAAAGCUGGAGAUCCUAAUCAGUUCACCAAUUUCUGUUCACAGUGAUUUACUGACCACACCUUUAAAGCCUAUAAUUAAUGAAGUUAUCACUAGAGAAGAACAGGCUACACCCUCCCUGUCUAUUCAGCAAAAAUCACCUGAAACAUCUGGAUUUUGUCAGAGCACGUCCGAACUGAAAGUCACAUAUCAACUUAGUGCCCCGACUGUUGGUUCCCAAAAAGGAAUUUUGAGAAGAAACCCCAGAGGAUGCAGAGGGCUUUGCACAUGUUUAAACUGUGUUUCUUUUCGCCUUCAUGCUGAAAGAGCAUUUGAAUUUUCUAGAAAUCAGCUGCUUGAUGCUGAUGAGGUUGCUGAAGACCUUAUGAAGGAACUAUCCAUUCUCAGAAACAUUUUAGAAAGAAAUAUUGAUGGUGUCAAUGACACUCCUGUUUUUGAUGGAAGCCAGGUGAAAGAAGCCUGCAGGAAAGCCUUUGAAACUGAACAAUUGGCAAAAGAUCGGCUUAGCCAGAUGAAUGACGAUCUUAACAUCCAUUGCAGAACACCGAGUCUGCAGCCACCAAGUGUUAAAUUUUCAGAUCACGUUGAAGAAAAAGUGAUUCAACCGGAUGCAUAA
Messenger RNA from Vicia faba (fava bean), 3363 nucleotides. The record is from the annotation of a GenBank genome assembly. NCBI's taxonomy places the organism in Eukaryota, Viridiplantae, Streptophyta, Magnoliopsida, Fabales, Fabaceae.